Messenger RNA from Pieris brassicae (large cabbage white), 4944 nucleotides. RefSeq lists its product as uncharacterized. The coding region runs from base 1269 to 2114 and encodes 281 amino acids. The record is from RefSeq and is a predicted model, not a curated record. The transcript has 9 exons. Lineage: Eukaryota; Metazoa; Arthropoda; Insecta; Lepidoptera; Pieridae.
UUGUAUAACGUUUAUAUGGUUUGGUAAUUUCCUUUUACAACAAACAUUUCAAAUGAAUAUUUGAAUUCCGUACUUAGUCCGUAUUGAACCUAAUAAUGUUAGAGGUUGUUGUUGUUGUUGUUUGUUACUGCGUUUCACAAUUUAACGCUAUCAUUUUUUGUCAUGUGAGAGAUUGCAAACCUUUUUGGCCGGGGACCUUUUUCAAUUUUAAUACGAGUCUGAACAUCUUAGUAUAUGCAUAUAUUUUAUUUCUUAGUGAAUGUAUACAUUUUAUUAAGUGCGGUCCUCCACAUUAAAGGUGGAUUUACGGUCCUUCUUUCUAUACCAACACAAAUGUAUGUAUGUAUGUAACAAAUGAUUACAAGAUAUGUUGAUCUAAAAGGGCUUUAUUAUAGCGGAUUUACUCAUUCUAUAGAGAAUUAUACAAAUUGUUGAAGUCACGUUUGGUAUUUUGAAUAUGAAAAUGAGCAACAUGCUCAGCUGAUGUUAAGUAAUAUCACCGCCCAUGGACAUUCACGUUGGCAUAGAUCGCAAGUGCGCUGUCGGCCUUUAAAGCAUUGGUACGCUCUUUUCUUGUAGGAGCGUAAGUCUGUGGUUUGCUUGUUCCACAUAGUGGUGAUGCGCGGCCAAAAUAGCCAUAAAAACCCUUGAGGGCAUAAUUGAUUAUGGACCGACGUACGUUGAGGUUUUACUGGUGGUAUUUCGUAUUCAGCCUCUUCAUCCCACGCUGAAAUUCACCUGCAGUUGCUGUCCAUGGUUAAUACGGUAGAAGAUGAGAAAUCUAAAGAAGUAUUACAAUUGUCACUAUAAAAAUUACGUGAAAUACAAAAUAAAUACUAAUACUUUCAAUAAGCGUUUAUUUUUCGCAUUUUACAGACUUUUCAUUGGUCUAAGCGAUUAUAACGUAGUUAAUAAUAAAACAACAUAUUUUUUUGGAAAUCGGAACUUUCUGGAGCCUUGUGGACCUCGCAUAUGCAUUUAUGUAAUAAAUUUUACAUAUAAAGGCUAUAGAUUGAUGAAGCCUAGAGCCGGGUUUAGAAACUGUACGAGCCAGUCGCAACUUGGCGGGGAGGCGGACCGGACGUGUAAUCGAUCUGAUAUAAUUUAUUUUCAAUUAAAGUUACUGUGGUGUAGUGUACUUAUGUUAUUAUUGGAUUGUGUGAUACAAAUGAUUUAAAGAUACAAGAAUCUGUGGAUUUUUGACUCAGAACGCAUCGGCGUUGCGGUUUCUCCAAGUGACUAAAUCCGGCCACCAUCACGCCCUCGUCAUGACACUGCACUGGUGGAUGCACUGGUUCUGGGUGACAACGCUGCUCUUUAUUAUAGCCAGCACCGGAAGGACCACAGCUGCGCCUCAGUCAGAAGAACUACUACACAUCACGACUGACCUCCAAACAGAGCGAUAUGAAAGACAACCUAGAGCUAUGUACUUCACAAAAACUCCACAGUUACAGCAACCAGAGAACGUGACACAAAAGGAGCUGAAGGUUUCAACUCCUGUCAACAUCACUGCGACCACAGAGACUAUACAAUGGACGCCAGUUAAUGCAACAGAUAAUGUAACGCUCGAAAGCGUUGCCAGCAUUAACACAACAAUUGCCACAGACAAUGUCACAGAAGCGCAGAAUACAACUUUCACAAAGAGGCGGAAUUUGACGAGACCGGAAUCAGGGAGAGCUGUUUUUAUGAAGGACGAUAUUCCGAUAGAGGGUCUGUCAGAAAGCCGGAUAGUUACUGAAAAGCCUUUGUCCCUAGAAACGGCAUUUGUGCAGACGAAAAUUCCAACUAAUAUAGAGUCUUCUAGAAGAGUUAUAGACCCAGACGGAGGUAUGGAUACAGGAGCGAUAGCUGGGAUUUCGUUCGCUGCUCUGGCCUUAGCUGGACUAGCUGGCAGUACGGCAUUUAUUCUGUAUAGAAGAAGAUAUCUAAAUAAACCUCAAACAUUAAAUGACAAAUGUUCUAAUCCUGAUUCCAGUGGAUACUUAGAUGACAGUACUAUAAGAGAUAACUCCGAAGAAAUGUACAGUUUGGACAACGAUUCAUUCUUGAACUCUCUUGAAGCCAUGACCAUCCAGAACUACUGGACAGACACAGUGAAACACACCAAGUUAUAAGAUAUUGUAUAGAUAAUAAUACAUUGUACAUAUUUUAGUAAUUGUAGCUUUUACAUUUAGGUCCUUGGGGAUUCAUAGACUUGGCGCGGACUAUGACUCCCGUAUCUCAAAAUUCAAGAUAUUUUUGACGUACGGAAGUCAGACUUAGGGCUUGCGUUUCUGAAUCUUACCCUUCAUGUCACAUAUACACAAAAGUCAAUCAAAAUAAGAGAAUAUCUGUCGUUUGGUCAUUUUAUUACUUUAAUUUCAGUAGCUUCUCAGAAAAUAAGAUAUGUAUUCCAAAAUUGUCUAAUUUUAGUUUAAUUACCAAUGAUUUAAAGUUAAUUUAAGUUAUUUGAUUUAUCUACACUAAAUAGAUGGCUUUAUUUGGCUUUAUAAAACACAAUUUUUUUUUGUUUUACUCAGAAUGACGUUUCUAAGUAGCUUUUUGAGUGACAUUUGUGUAUUCUGAAGUGUUCAAAAUCGCGCUUUUUUACCAAAAAGGUUUUCUUAUAAAGUGCGGAAAGAGACCCGUCCUAGUAUUUCAGGUUGCACCAAUUCGAAUUUUGUUUUAACACCGUUAUGUCAUUGUCGUUUGACAUAAACUUUUUAAACAUAAUACAUAAAAAUUUAAGGUCUUUGUGUAUUAAUGAAAUAACGUAGCAAAUAGGGAUUAUAUUAGUUGGCAAGACCGCCACGCCGUUUCUCUUACCGCACAGACCAGCAAUUUUUAUCUUUAUCUUCACGUAUUAACAGAAGGUAUUUUCUACAAAAAAGGUUAUCGUAACCUUUAUCGACCUUUAUUGAAUAAAGGUGAUGAGGUAUACCUACCUAUAUUUUAUGUAUUGAAUAUAUACAAGCAUGCAGCAUUUGAGUCCUGUGUGUGAUUAAAAAAAUCUCCAGGUCAAGUCUGAUAAUAUUUAUAUAUGAUCGACGGUUAGAACGCUAUAAAACCAAACUUAUCGUGUCGCUUAUUUCGUGUUAAAAUCACAAGCGAUGGGGGAGUUGUUUUUUUUAAUAGAUUCUAACUAUAUUGGUUGGGAAAGGGCCCUACAUAAAUGGUCGGCAAUCGUGUAUGUUGUAUAUAGAAUUGACAAAGGCUCGUUUGGUCACGUGACCUUUUUCCAUACAAAUAACGAAUACAUUAUUUUUGUCUAACGCCUCUAAGGAUUUGGAAUUAAUGAAUUUCACAAUUACAUUCUUAAACGUUAAUUCAAAUAUAGUCUUCGGAGCUGUCAACCAUUUUUUCUCUAUGACGUUUGACAUUUUUGACAACUCAAGACUAUAUUUUGAGACACGUUACCUAAAACCUGCAUAAUUUAGAAAUAGUGAUUGAUCUCAGUAUUCAAAUUAGUUUUAGUUCUUAAGCUUACCUAAAUAUUAAUUUAGCUUAAAGUUUAAAUUUAAUUGUGAUACUUUGCAUAACAAUAGUUAGUGUUUGCACUUAAUGUAUCAUCUAAAUGUAUUAUUUAUAUUAUUAUUAUUUUGUAAAUAAAAUAUGUGUAUAUUAAGCCUUUAGAUUUAAUGUAUAAACACUAACAUUAAUGCGAAUUGGCUAUUCAAUAUCACUAAGGGUACUUUGACAGUAUGAAAUGUAAAGUGUCAUUGAGCUAUCUGUAUAAAACUGACUUUAAAAAGCAGUAUCAAUAAAUCAACACAAUACGGUCAGAGAUUAGUCGAAUUGACGAAGCCGUGUGCUUGUAAAUGUGAUCGCCUAAUACAAAUAGUUUUUUUUUUUGUAAUUUCGUUGUUAAUUUAAAAUUGUAAAAAAUUGCAUUCUAAAGUCAUUAAUAAAUUAGAGAUGUUUUUUUUUAAUCCGGCAUUUUUUUGCAUAAAGUGUUAUGGACACCUGUGUGUCAAUGUCGGGGCGCGGGGAGCUUCAAAGUUUUAAAAGAUGUCAUUUCUUUGUUUUUAAAACAUUAUGUAUUGAAAUUUAAGUUUUCUUGUGUAUCGCCUUCCGUCCAUGCUUUUUUUGCAUUUAGUGUUUUUGGUAAAUUAAUACUGUUUUAUGAUGUUAUAAAUGAAUGUUUACUUUAGAAAUCGUACUUAUUAUUUCGAAACUGGGUGAAUUUUGAAUGUACGAAUUUCUGCAAAACUUGGGGAAAAUAAAAUUUGACACUCGAUGUGUAUAUGGAAUGUCAACGUUUAUUAUGUACCUAUAUCACGAACAGUAUGUAACAUCGAAUAGUUUCCGCUCCUAAAUGAAACUAAAUAAAUAGAUAUCAAUUUUAUGGGUAUUCGAUGGAUUCGAGGAAACUCUUGUAAAGAUCAUGCUAAGGGUGGAUACCUUAGAUUUGAAGACUGUAAAAGCAAACGUUUGAACCAAAGUUGCAAUUUCUUAUGUCAAAAACAUAUAGGAUUUGACGUACAAAAGUCGCUAAGUGGCGACUAAAAUCUUGCUUAAUAUACUUAAAUUAUGAUUGAUUAUUACUUCUACAUAAUUAGUUGAUACAUUGUUCUUACAACUUAUUUCUUUUUUGCUUCUAACAACUUGUACAUUAGUUUAAACGCAUCAGAAUAAUUUUAAAGCUGUACAAAAUAAAUGAUUUUUAAAUAUCCCAUUAAAAUAAUUGUUUUGAUUUAAAAUUGUUAUUUUGUAGCCAUAAACAUCACAACCAAUAUAUUUACUAUUUUUGAAAUGUUUUAAAUCGGGGUUGUGACUAGUGCUUUGCUUUUUAAUGUUUCAUUUUAACUCAUAUCAAGUUUAAAUGUACAAAGUAUAUAAGACUUUCUAAAAUGUCAUCAAUAAUGUAAAUUAGUAAUAAUGAAUUGUUUAGGUAACUUACGUAUGUUCGUAAAUUGUCUAUAAUUAUAAAAAUAAUUCAAAUCAUAAAACUUAAUAUAGAUCUUU